Somion occarium is the source of this 4898-nucleotide messenger RNA. The record is from the annotation of a GenBank genome assembly. NCBI's taxonomy places the organism in Eukaryota, Fungi, Basidiomycota, Agaricomycetes, Polyporales, Cerrenaceae.
ACUUGGCCAGCCACUGAAACCACCAAACUGUCGUCCGGAAGGCUGUCCAUCAAUGCCCUUCGCCGACGUUCAUAUUCCUCUUCAGGUAUUCCUGGCGUAGUCUCCCCUGGUUGGACUACAUAACGACAGGUUUGUUUAGCAGAGUUUGCACGUAACACAUGUUUGAUGACUGACGUAGGUGGGGAUGUGAAGGAUAUAAAGGUUGUCCAAAAGGCGUAGGUUUAAUGCCAGCGUUUAUUAAUACUUCGGUAGCAUAGUAUCGGUGAGCUAUAUGAGGUCGACGACGCAAAAAGUAUGCAUUUCUUUUGGCCAACAGCAAGAACGACAUGCAAGUAAAGUUCAACGCUACACACCAACCGCCUUUCCCCGCAAGUACUGUCACAGGCGUCACGCAUCACCGUGACUGUCACAUCCAUUUACCCGCAGCUAGAUGAUGGAGUCUUCAACUCUUCAUUGAAGUUCAUUCCACCACCGCUCUCUUCGGCUUUGGCGGACUUGUGACGAGAGGGAAGAUCUGCGCGACUAGGCUGGGUGAUAUCGCUGGUUAGACGAAGAAAGUAGGGGAUAGUUCUCCAAGAUUGCUUCGUCACCUAAUGUCUUCGCGUACUCCAGCUUGUGCCGUCAACUCAUGCUUCCAAGUCGGACACCCUUCGCCUGACUAUUCUGAAGCACAGAAUGUUAACAGUACCGGAAUCUCUAUUACAACGUAUUCGCUUCUAUGGGCAGCGUUGGUUUCACCUCUUUGGCAUACAUUGUGCGACACAUCAAAUCCGCGUGAUUCUGAUUUCUGCAGUCGUCAUAACAUCCCUGCUCUUUCCUGCGAUACAUCUGUACUUCCCUUCUCAGAUUCACAACUUUGCUCUUAGGUUGCAUGCACUCGACUCUUUCCUUACCCCGGACGAUAUCUCAAGUUAUUUUUCACAGCAAGACACUCGAAGUAUCUGGGAGGGACAUGACGACCUUCAUGUCCGCGAGGAUUACGUGGCUCGAGCUCGAUGUGGUGUAGAAGGUCUUCUUCGUCUGGAGCGGGUCUUGGUGCACAGUCCAUUCCAUGACGGUCCCUCCAGUGCGCUCAAUAAGGAUACCCUAUUUGCGACUCUCGAACUGGAGAGUAGGAUCUCCGACGUUCUGGCCACAAGGAAUAUACCAUGUUUGCGUGGUCGAGAUGGCGCUUGCUUGUCUAUCAGUCCACUAGCCUAUUGGAAUCAUGACCCCGAACUCUUGAUGAGCGAUACCAACAUCCUGGAUACCAUAAGCUCCACCCGGAAUGUAACCAGCUCAGGCAUUUCUAUAGAGCCUGAAAUGGUAUUGGCGGGACAAGAAACAAGUGACGAACCAGGACGAGACGUUAAUUCCGCUAUGUUUCUUGUAUUGUCCUACUUCUUUCCUGACACCGACUGCCUUGGUAAUGUCGGCCAUUUUGCCUGGCUUCAUGCACUGGAAGAUGCCGCAUCCUCAAAGGGAGAACUCGUUCUCCAAGCUCGCGUACCAACCUUGAUUGCAUUGGAUUACAAAGUGAACUCACGCUCGCGGACGUCUAUUCUAUCACUCUUCUCCUAUGCUGCAUACUUUGCUUUUGUAGUAUACUUCUAUCGAUCAAUGCGACGCAUGGACAAGGUGCAUUCUCGAAUCGGUCUCGCCUUCACUGGUAUCGUUGAAAUUGUCGUCAGUACCCUGACAAGUGUCAGCGUCUGUGCCCUCGCCGGAUUCAAAUUGACAAUGGUCCCAUGGGAAAUAUUUCCAAUUGUUGUUAUCUUCAUUGGCGUGGAGAACAUGUUCAGCAUUGUUGACGCCGUCGUGAAAACAUCUAUUGCACUCCCCGUGAAGCUCCGAGUAGCUGAAGGUUUGAGCCGUGCGGGCACUUCAAAUAGCUUGAAGCUAUUUUCAUACAAUACCAUUCUUGGUGUUAUUGCCGGUCUUUCAAGUGGUGCUAUUCAACAGUUCUGCGCUUUCGCGAUCGUGGUACUCGUGGCUCAUUGGUUUCUCGUUCAUACAUUCUUCGUGACUGUCCUAUCUAUUGAUAUUCAGCGACUAGAGCUUGACGAACUACUUCAACAGGGUAGUAACGCCUCGCCUCAUGCCGUCGAUGGCAUUUCGCAGACUACCAUGGAAAUACCCCGAACGAGAUGGGCCAAGUUCAAGGCGACUAUCCGGGGCCGUCCGGCAAAGAACAUCAGUCUUUUCGUUCUACUUGCGAUAACUGCAACACUAUACUAUGCCACCCUGCCUGGCCCUGUACGAAUCAAAGCCGAUAUCCGGGGCAUGUCUUCUCGCAAGGUUAAACUACAGAAUCAUAACCUUUCCAUACCGGAUUCUACAUCACCCGCAUACAAUGUCUGGCAAGUCCUCAAUCCGCUAGGAGACGACCUGGUGCAUAUUCGCAUGGAGUCUCCCGCUAUUCUGAUCCUCAACCCUGCAGACCACACCGGCAUUGACCAACCGUCCGUUCUUGAUAGGGCUCCGAUCAAGGAGUACGACAGAAGCAAGCGAUCGGGACUUUCGUUGCUCUUUGCGCGCAUGAUGCGUCCGGUCGCAUGGUUCGUCAAGAUCGUCGUCUUCCCGAUGAUUUUCACACUCGUCGCCCUAUACGGUCUUCUUUUAUACCUUCUGAAGGAUGCAGAACUGUUGGAAGCUCAGAGGAAUCGCGCAGAGGCCAAUGAACCGGUCGUCAAAGAGGAAACUACGCCGCCUGUCAAAAUGCCCGUCUCUUUCAGUACCCUGCCUCGUGCAUUCCCGACUGAUAUCGAUCUCGUAGCUUCGAAUCAAGACGGCAGCAUCGUGAUUGCAGUUGGACUGCAGAACGAGUUGGUGUUGUGGAGAAAGGAGAAACAUAACGUCACGAUUACCACGAUCGAUACGUCUGAUGUCGUCUUAGGGAGCAGCGGUAGCCUCGCUUCUGCAGCGUCGACUCUUACCGCCCUUGCAGUUGAUGAUAAGGGCGCAUUCUGUGCUGUCGGCAGUGGAACUGGGAUUAUAGCCCUAUGGUGCAUCUCCAAAGACGGCGUCAAGUCCUUGCAACGUCUAUCUGUUGACACCAAUGUCUCAGCCGUGACCAACAUCCGCUUCGCAUCCACUACAGCGGUAGAUUCCGGGCAGUCAUCACCAACAUAUUCCUUAUCUACCUCAUCAUGUGCGCACCCCCCCUCGCCGGGCAGUAUAUACGCUACGUACGAGAAUGGCACAGUCAUCAAGUGGACUGUUACCUCGUUCGCGGUACCUGGUUAUGUCCUUCCCUAUCGUUCGGCAUCAGUGAUGAAGGCAAUUUUGGAGAGUGUGCACGGUGACGAUCGGCUCAUUGUUGGAUUUGCUUUGGAAGACGGGUCUUUGGAGAUCGUAGAUGCCGAACGUCCAGAUGAUCUACUACAUCGCGAUCUCUGCAUUAUAGCGGGAAAUCCAUCAGAUUUGGUCAAUAAGCUUCAAAUAUGCAAAGUGGAAUUGGAAGGGGAAUCUCGAGUCAUCAUCGCUGCCUCCACUCAUGCAGGUGUCGUAUCAAUCUGGGACGGUCGAACCGCGGAGUGCAUUUACAUCUUGGACGAACCUUUCGGAGAUAUAUCCAGCUUACGACUUGUUCCUUCACCCACUAAGAUCUGUUCGACAUGUGGGGAAUAUCCAUUCGAGAACUUCCUCCUAACAUUAUCCACUGGCCAACUCGUCCUCUUUUAUCGGGCUUACUUAUCCAUUCCUACUCGUCGAUGUUCCUGCGUACAUAACCAACCAAAGCCCCAGCUACGGUCCAGUGUGUUGGGUCGACGAUCUCGCAGCGGGAGUGCUGCUUCGACAAGUGGCAUUAUGACACCAACUCAUCCACGUUCUCGAAUGCCAUCGAUAUCUUCUGCAACUCCAAACUUCGAAACGCCCAUGUUUCCGGUGUCCGCUCAUGGUGUCCAUUCGCGAAGAUCAUCCGAUAAAGAGCUGUUCAGACGGAAUUUAGACACUUUCGUCGCGUCUGAUCAAGACGAGUCUGACCAACCGAUUGGACCUCAAGACGCCAACCCAUCCUCAAUCUUCCUAUCGUCAGAUCUUCGAUCAUCAUUAUGGCAGAAUCUCGUGGUAGUGCGUAUAGCGGACACAACGUGUGAACGUGGAGGUUGGGACGUCAUCAAGUCCAACUCAGGCCACAAAAUCGUAGGACUUAGACGAAAACCACGACCGUCUUUUGUGAGACCAAAGGGACGCUCUACCAAAGAUACCCCUCCAAAAGUAAUACUGCGAACCCAAGGGUUGUCUGGAUUAACACCGUCAGAUUUGGAACGAUGGGAACUAUGGACUUUUAACCCGUCGGAUUCUAAGUUGGAAGCUUCUCUUAUGUCGACCUUGAGGGAUCGAUCCCCUUCACUCUCAUCAUCACAAGCAAGAGGCAAGACCAAUGCGAAUGGUGGCAUGGUUCCUUCGAGUCCUCGACGCCGUUCGGGCUGGGAGAUGAUCCCGCGAUUACAUUUCACGAGGGUGUCGCCUGUCGUGGGGGGCACAUCACAUUGUACGGCGGGUUUUGGCAACGCUGUCGUCUUAUUCGACUUCUCUUCCAGUCUUUCCUUGUCUGUUCCAGUAUGGAACAAGCAAUCGGUGGUUAUUGACGGACCUCGAGAUGCAUCUCAUCAUUUCCAUUGAUUGUCUGUCCCAUUCCUCUCGAGACAUAUUAAGCAGGCAUAUGUUACCCUGCGCCCCCCCCCCCGCAAACGCCGUUCCGACCGUAUGCUUUCUGUGCUAUGAUCUAUCCGACCAAGCUUGUACGUGGUAUCUAUAUGUUGCGUAUCUGUUUUCGUUCUCUGUAUUUAUUCCCGGCAUUUUGGCCAUUCAUCGUACGAUCUUGUAUAAUAAUCCCCUUAGAUCUGUGUACAGAGUAUAGAGCAGACUUCAUCUCCCUAUAGAUGGUUGAAUAAGUUUUGCUGCUCCCGGGA